AUGCGCAAUCCUUACGAGGCGUCGCCUGAAUUGGUCGUGAAACCAGCUUCUCCUCUGAUGUAUGCACUGUCCAACAAAGAAGCAACAAGUCGACUGAGCCCAACAUCCAUCAUGGCUUUGAAAAGUCGAGAUGAAGGCUUGCUCACCGAAGGUGACGGCAUUUUUUGUUCCUCAACCAAAAACCAUCAACAAGAGUCCUUUUGCGCCAUUCUGGAAGAUGGCACUACCUGCUCGAGAGCACGACGCCAGUCUCCAGAGGUUGUUGACCUGUCCAAUUCUCCUGUCUUCCCAACAGAGGGAAGCAUGCAAGUGGCAGGCUUGGACAAGUCACAAGAGCCCAUUUCUCAGUUACCAGGCCUCCUGAGGGCAAGCAGGGAGCGCUUCUUUCAGACUCGCAGCCUAGGAAGACGAGUGAUAACUUCGGCUGCUGCCGUGGUCAAGGCGACAUCGACCAGUCUUUUGCCCCAGACAACUAUCACACCAUCUCCAGUGACGUCACUGCGACGACCCAUUAAGGUUUCCAGUAACCAAAUCGCCUACCAGCUCUCCGAUCUGGUUGUAUACACGCAGGCUGUGAAACUUAGAGCCCUGUUGCGAAACCUCUCCUCCACUCAAACUGCCGCCACUCAAUCAAACGGUAAGGCGACUACACUUAAAUGCCGUCUUAACACAUUAUCCGCAAUAUAA
Molecule: messenger RNA, 687 nt
Organism: Protopolystoma xenopodis
Lineage: Eukaryota; Metazoa; Platyhelminthes; Monogenea; Polystomatidea; Polystomatidae
Source: the annotation of a GenBank genome assembly